AUGACAGUUAUUGAUCAUAUUUAUCCAACACAUAAUGAAUUCAGAAGUGAUACCUUCACUGUACCUACAAUGUCAAUGAUUGAGAAGGCUGCAAAAAUAACUACUUAUGGAGAUUCAGUUUAUAAAGAAGAUGAAAUUACAUUGGAAUUAGAACAUCAAAUGUGUGAAUUAUCAGGUAAAGAGUCAGCAUUAUUUUGUGUCAGUGGUACGAUGUCCAACCAAAUUGGUUUAAGAGCAAAUUUAUAUCAACCACCAUAUUCAAUAUUGUGUGACCAUAGAUCUCAUGUAUUUUUACAUGAAGCUGGUGGUUUGGCCACUUUAUCACAAGCCAUGGUACAUCCUGUUAUCCCAAGUAAUGGUAAUUAUAUUACACUUGAAGAUAUAAUUGAAAAUUUCACUCCUGAUAAUGGAGAUAUACAUGCAGCUCCUACUAAAGUAAUCUCCUUAGAAAACACCUUACAUGGUAUAAUUUUACCUCUUGAAGAAAUAAAGAAAAUCAGUGCAUUUGCAAAGAGUCAGAAUAUAAGGCUUCAUUUAGAUGGUGCUAGAUUAUGGAAUGCUUCAGCUGAAACCGGAAUUCCAAUCAAAGAAUACUGUUCUUAUUUUGAUUCAGUGUCAUUAUGUUUAUCAAAGUCUUUGGGUGCACCAAUGGGAUCGAUUUUAGUUGGUGAUAAACAAUUUAUAGAUAAAGCCAAUCACUUCAAAAAACAAAAUGGUGGGGGUAUAAGGCAAGCUGGUAUAGUAACAUCAAUGGCAUUAGUUGCAAUUGAAGAAAAUUUCCCAAAAUUGAAAAAAUCUCAUGAAUAUGCUAAAAAUGUUGGAGAUUUCUGUGUUUCUAAAGGUAUAAAGUUGGAAAGUCCAGUGAAUACUAACUUUGUAUUUAUUGAUUUCAAAGCAAUGAAAAUGAAUGAAGAUUUAUUCAUUAAAAAGGGACAAUUGAAUAAUAUUAAAUUAAUGGGUAAUAGAUUAGCAUUUACUUUCCAAAAUGAUUCAGAGAGUAUUGAAAUCCUCAAGAAAGUUAUCUUGGAUUGUUAUGAAGAUAGUUUGAUAAAUCCUUAUGAAGCUGUCUCGUCAAACAAAAAGUUAUAUAACAUAGUUACGAAAUAA
This is a messenger RNA of Yamadazyma jaroonii, 1107 nucleotides long. The record is from the annotation of a GenBank genome assembly. Lineage: Eukaryota; Fungi; Ascomycota; Pichiomycetes; Serinales; Debaryomycetaceae.